Molecule: messenger RNA, 451 nt
Organism: Triticum aestivum (bread wheat)
Lineage: Eukaryota; Viridiplantae; Streptophyta; Magnoliopsida; Poales; Poaceae
Product: ethylene-responsive transcription factor 14-like
Exons: 1
Coding region: 1-366 (121 amino acids)
Biological process (GO): regulation of DNA-templated transcription; ethylene-activated signaling pathway
Molecular function (GO): DNA-binding transcription factor activity; DNA binding
Source: RefSeq, a predicted model, not a curated record
AUGGAGGGUGGCGGCGGCUGGGGUGAUCAGGCUGGGAAGGAUGGCGGAGGCGAGAGCACCAAGUACCGUGGGGUGCGACGCCGCCCGUCCGGCAAGUUCGCGGCGGAGAUCCGCGACUCCAGCCGGCAGAGCGUCCGCAAAUGGCUCGGCACCUUCGACACAGCCGAGGAGGCCGCACGGGCCUACGACCGCUCGGCCUACGCCAUGCGCGGCCACCUGGCCGUGCUCAACUUCCCCGCCGAGGCGCGCAACUACGUCCGGGGUGGGUCGUCGUCGUCCCAGCAACAGGUGAUUGAGCUCGAGUGCCUGGAUGAUGAGGUGCUGCAGGACAUGCUCAGGGACGGGAGUGGUGGAAGGAAUAAUUAACACUACCGAAUUUGAGUACUGAGCUACUGAUCGUGCGAUCAAUUCAUGCACCAUCACCUGAUCGUAUUUAUGGCUGUGAUGCAAA